This is a messenger RNA of Xenopus tropicalis (tropical clawed frog), 1419 nucleotides long. RefSeq names its product retinitis pigmentosa 1-like 1 protein. The transcript has a single exon. The record is from RefSeq and is a predicted model, not a curated record. NCBI's taxonomy places the organism in Eukaryota, Metazoa, Chordata, Amphibia, Anura, Pipidae. The coding region runs from base 31 to 1419 and encodes 462 amino acids.
CUCUAUAGAUGCCGAUUUCAAUAUAUUGGUAUGAAUGAUACAGAGGAAAGGAGGGACUGGCUGGCUGAACUGGUUUACCGGGAACUGGAUAUUAUAAGAGACUAUGUGGGGAUCCUGCGAUUUGAGGAUCAUCGUAGGGCAGAAAUGCUGGCACGUGCCCAAAAUGUAUUCUGUUGUGAGCGGGCAAAGCCAGUUCUGGGUGCAGUCGGCCCCAGAGAUUCUCAUUCUCACCCGAGUUCAAUCAGUGCUGGGGUGGGAGAGGAACAAAAGACCUCACAAAUUACUACAAUUUAUGGCCCUGGAGAACCAGGACCUACUGAUGUGUGUAACCUGAGGCAAGGAGAUGUUACACAGGAGAUGCCUGCUGCGGCCUCCCCCAGUGAAGUCCCUGGGUGUGUGGAGUCCGGGUGCUGUGUGAUCCCUGGGCUGGCAGAACCUGAGAGUGGGGAAUUGGCAGAGGCUGAGGCCUCCCCCAGUGAAGUCCCUGUGUGUGUGGAGUCCGGGUGCUGUGUGAUCCCUGGGCUGGCAGAACCUGAGAGUGGGGAAUUGGCAGAGGCUGCGGCCUCCCCCAGUGAAGUCCCUGUCUGUGUGGAGUCCGGGUGCUGUGUGAUCCCUGGGCUGGCAGAACCUGAGAGUGGGGAAUUGGAAGAGGCUGAGGCCUCCCCCAGUGAAGUCCCUAAUUGUGUGGAGUCCGGGUGCUGUGUGAUCCCUGGGCUGGCAGAACCUGAGAGUGGGGAAUUGGCAGAGGCUGAGGCCUCCCCCAGUGAAGUCCCUAAUUGUGUGGAGUCCGGGUGCUGUGUGACUCCUGGGCUGGCAGAACCUGAGAGUGGGGAAUUGGCAGAGGCUGAGGCCUCCCCCAGUGAAGUCCCUGUCUGUGUGGAGUCCGGGUGCUGUGUGAUCCCUGGGCUGGCAGAACCUGAGAGUGGGGAAUUGGCAGAGGCUGAGGCCUCCCCCAGUGAAGUCCCUGUCUGUGUGGAGUCCGGAGUUUCACAAUUUACAAAAAUCUCCAAGGAGGGAAGAGAUGAGGAUUCCCCACUACCUGAGUUGUUGCUGGCUGGAGAGGAACAGGACCAAGAGGAAAGCAUUGCUCAGGAUUCCCCAAUGUCUAUCAGAGCAGUCAGUUCUGGGAAUGGAGUAAGGGGCACCCCAAAAGCACAACGUGUAACCAGGGCAGUUGUUCCGGAAACCCCCUCUGGCAGACAACAAGGCCAGAGAAUUACCCCACAGAGAAAUAAAACACUGGUGAGUCCCCGUGCUGUCCCUACAAUAUCUCCCAGAUGGAGGGGUCCCCCAUUGUGUAAUGUUACAGGGACCGGGGCCUUGAGAGAGGUUGGGUGGAACUUAGAAUUAAAGGAAAAGCAGGGGGGUAAACAUUUGUCUAAUACUCUUUGGGGUCCACUGGUCAUUGGGGUCACUUGA